UGUCUGCGGCAGGAGUUGGAGAGGGAAGCGGCGGACGCGGAGAGGCGAGGAUGCUCGGCGGACAGGGCGAGAGAUGAGCCGCGGCGAUGGGGUGUCCUGAGACUACUGGCAGAGAAGAGGAGCCCUCCCUGGCAUAGCUACCUCUUCUCCCCUCCUUCACUUCACUGAUCCCCUUACCCUCUUUUUUUAACCCGUUGGCCAUUUGUUUUUACUUUCUCUACCCUCACAUCCUACGCCCCGUUUCACCAUGACAACCUCCGCCCUGCGUCGACAGGUGAAGAAUAUUGUGCACAACUAUUCAGAAGCAGAGAUCAAGGUACGCGAGGCCACUUCCAACGAUCCAUGGGGCCCGUCGUCAUCUCUCAUGUCAGAGAUUGCUGACCUGACCUUCAACGUUGUGGCGUUCGCUGAAGUCAUGGGGAUGGUGUGGAAACGGCUCAAUGACAGCGGCAAGAACUGGAGACAUGUUUACAAGGCCCUGACUCUGCUGGAUUACCUGCUGAAGACUGGAUCAGAGAGGGUAGCCCAACAGUGCCGGGAAAAUGCAUUCACCAUUCAGACCCUGCGGGACUUCCAGUACAUGGACCGUGAUGGCCGGGACCAGGGGGCGAACGUUCGGGAAAAAGCGCGCCAGCUGGUGUGUCUGCUGCGGGACGAGGAGCGCCUGCGCCAGGAGAGGAGUCAGGCCCUGAAGACCAAGGAGCGAAUGGCUGGGGGAGGCACCGGAGGUGGCACGGGGGGUGGCAGCGGGGGCGGCGUGUACGGAGGUAUUCCUCCAUCCUAUCACCCCGGCAGACGCACAAGUCAGCCCAGCAUGGCUGUCCUGUACGGGGAGGAAUUCAGCCGCUCCAGAGGCUCGCCGUGCUCCUUCAACUCCUCGGCUUCGUCUCCCCGCGCCGCCUCCGACCUGGAGCAGGCCCGGCCUCAGACCAGCGGGGAGGAGGAGCUGCAGCUUCAGCUGGCAUUAGCUAUGAGCAGAGAGGAGAGUCAGAAGGAGCAGCGCUGUCGCCAAGGAGACGACUCCCUGUUACAGAAAGCCCUGGAUGAGAGCCGGAGAGAGAGCCAGUCAGGGACACACGAGUCUGCCAUGUUGGACCUGGUGGACAUAUUUGGAUCGUCAUCAGAGCCGCAGCCUCCCCCCAGUGACCCUUGGACAUCAGCUCAGCCUGCCUGUAAUGACACCUCCAACCCCUGGGAUUCUGUAGCAGUUCAGUCCAGCACUCCUGUGGUUAAUAGUCCCUGGGUGGCUCCGUCCUCUUCCUCUAACACAUCUAAUCCUUGGGCUCCAUGUACCAACUCACACUCAGACCCUUGGGAAGCAGCACCUGCACCCUCCAGUCCUCUUAAUAAUGCGUGGGAGAGCCCAACAGAUGGCGACCUUGAGGGGACUGAUCCGUUCACUGCACAGGAGGAGGAGAAACUUCAGCAGGAGGCUCCCAAAGCAUCCUUCCCUGAGCCAGCCAGCCCAACAGAUGCAGAGAUGUUUGCGGAAAAAACAGAGUCUGAACUGUUUCCCGAACAAGACUCCAACUCAGAUCCGUUUAAAGCGGAUCCACCGGCGAAACACCAGGUGAACGGACGCAAGUCGACCAGUCCGGAGAUGUUUGACCUCUCCUGCUUGGCGCCGCCUCUCGGCGCCCCGCCUGCUCGCAUGUGCCGGACGCCGGAGGCCUUCCUCGGACCCACGGGGGCCUCGCUGGUCAACUUAGACACUCUGAUUCCCCCGAAGCCCCCGACCAAGAUGCAGAACAACCCCUUCCUGUCAGGUCUGAGUGCACCGUCUCCCACCAAUCCCUUCCACUGCGACCAACCGCGGCUGACCCUCAACCAAAUGAGACCCUCCUCUACGUCUCCGCUGCCCCCACACCUGCUGCCCUACAGCCCGUCGCUGCCUCUCCCUCUGCUCCACCAGCCGCCCGUCCUGCCCUCCUCCCUCACACAGCCUCCUUCUGGACUCCUGGACCUCCCCUCUAACCUCCCGCAGCCCCUGCUGCCCCUCUCUCCGCGACUAGCACCUCACGCUCAGACACAAACACACAGCCACAACCCUUUCCUCUGAGACCGCCCUGUCACAGGAAAAUGGACUCUUAAGGGAAUGAUGUACGCCAGCUACAGUGAAACUAGUGCAAAAGAGUGUGAACUGAUGUGUGGUCUGAUGUCAUUAACUCAACGUGGAUGUGAUAGAUCCGUACGAUGAAUCUGUGUCUAAAGACACGUCAGCUGCUAUGAAACCGGAACUCACUCAUUCAUUGCGCUCAAGCGUGCCUCAGGAUGCAUAAAACACAAUGACGGACACAGCGACAACCUGACUGUAUGUGAAAAGUCUGUUUGAUGGUUUUUGUCCUCCUACCGACCGUGACAGCUCCCAGCCCCCGCUGACCACACCGACAGAACGCUCCCUUGGAUGAAGCGACACACUCUGAUUGUUCCCCCUAGCUUCACUGGGAUCCUUACUGCUGCUUCACCGACAAAAGCAUGAAUGCCUUUUACUCACAGGACUCCAAACUGGGAUGUUCUCCCAAGAACUGGAGAUGAGCUCCUCCUAUGAAUACUUUUUGAUUGGAUUAUUUAAACGGUAGGUUAAGCUUUAUGUUAGUGGAGAAGGCCCCAAACUGUGAGAUAUUAGAGAGCACAGAGCACAAACUGAUGACUAAUAGACUCCUUUCUUUACAUAGGUUACGACUUACAACGACAAGGUAUUUGCCCUUAUCACAGAUUUCUUCAGUUUUUGCUUUUUUUUUGUCAGACUCUGAAUGUUUCGGAUAAUUAAACAACCUUUAAUAUUAGCUAAAAAUAAAUUUAAUAAAUACAGAAAAAAGUAUUUAAAUUUCAAAAAGUAAUGGCUCCUUCAACCCUCCCUAAGCUGCUACCUUGGCAGCUGCAUUUGCAAUCGAAAUGUUUUUGAUUUCUGGCAAUGUGUGUUUUAUCUCACUUAGGAGGAAUUUUGCCACUUGACUCCUUUGAAUAAAUAUUUGAGUUCAGCCAAUUUAGUAACCUGGCAAGCCAGACCGACAAUGUGUUGCACUCUACGUUCUGCACACCUAUCAGUCUGGUCCAGCUCUCAUGAGAAGGGUAUAACUGCAGCUGCAACCGCCAGAAAACACGUACCCUGUAAAUACACCUCCCCCUGUCCAAUAACCCUAACCCUAAAAUCAGUGGCUGUGAUGCAUGUAAGGGGCCGUGUUGUGUUUGGUGGGGGGGUUACAGUCUCCAUGGCUGCAAUUAUCUGUGACUGGCUCCCAUUGAAUCCGUUUUAGCAAAGGAGGGAUGUUCAGCAGAACUUUCCGAGCUGAUUGGGGGAACAGCGCCUAUUGCCCGCCUACCAAAGGCUGUUUUUAGCCAAUCACAGUAUCAAAUCAAAAUGUAAGCAGCAGGCGCCAUUAGAAACCACAACAAGCUAUGCUGGUCCAGGCACUUCUUGCUGUUCUUCUUUCAAAGGUGAUUUUGUGGAUUCUGGCCAAACAGAUGUGAUAGCGGCAGCUGCGGGUGUGUCCUCCUGCGCUGCCAUGUUUAUUUUCAUUCAGCUGUGGCCUCAGCAGCUCUUGCUUUUAUCAAAGCAGCCUUAAACAAUAAUACUGCAACAUGAUUGGCCGACCCAUUCUGGUUUGGUUCUCGAACAGUGGAGGUGGGAGUGGGACAAGACCAGCAAGAAUUCAGCUUGCAGGCAAUGUUACAAAUUGGAGAGUUUUCAAGCAUUAAUGGUCAGUUUAAGAUCACACUACAGAAAAAGACCAAUUGAAUAAAACAUUCUAGUGAUUUUUUCAUUUUCUUGAAAAAUUCGAUUCCAACGGUCUGACAGUAAUCAGGCUUGGGAGUUACUAUUGAGGUUAAACCAAAAACAUCUAAAUCGAUCAGUACAUUUCAGGUCUGGUUGGUAUGAGUAGCUUUUUUCCCUAAAUAAAUGAAGUAAUUAUUUGAAAACUGCAUUUUUUAUUUACUCUGAUCAUCUGGGCCUGAAAUUAGAAGUUGUCCAGUGAACAUUUAAGACCUCAAAAACUGCAACAACAAAAUACAAACAGAAGAAAUCUGUAAGGGUUCAAAUACGUUUUCAUAGUAAUUUGAAAUCUCCAUUACCUUUAUAUUCUGCACUUUUAUGAGCAUCUGAUUCUAAGACACUUCAGUUUUAUGUCAUGUAGGGCAAAUGACCCAUUCAGGAUCUGGAGUACACCAGCCUACGAUUGAUGUUGCUACCUAAAUGUGGACCUGCUUAGAUCUUUGAUUGUAUCCGUGCCUGUUUCCACCAACGGCUCAAAAUGCAUUCCCUAAAACCACUGUGUAGAACCUUUGGAAAAACCUUAUGUCACUUCUUUAUUAUGGUUCAUGAUUAACUCAUCAAACUGACAGAGUUUUAGUACAGAAAAGAAAUACAGGCAGAUCAGAUUGUUUUAGAUGGAAAUGUCUGAUGAGAAAACAGGUAAAAGGAGAAACGAGAGAAGAAUGAUACAAGUGAUAACAGGUAUAAAGCUCUUCGUUUGACAAUAUGAGGAUCUGAGAAAAUUCACACGAUGAAACACUUCAUCACCGCACUGAACCUGGACUUGAAUGUGCAACGCCUAUCUAUAAACACCUACAGGCUUGGUACAUAUGUAUUUAUUGACAAUAAAUAUAUUGCUGUAUUAUGAAAUAUGAUACCAAUAAACGGCUAGUGUUUACAUUUAAA
Messenger RNA from Fundulus heteroclitus (mummichog), 4660 nucleotides. RefSeq names its product epsin 3b (gene epn3b). The record is from RefSeq and is a predicted model, not a curated record. Bases 248 to 2059 code for a protein of 603 amino acids. Gene Ontology annotation, cellular component: endosome; clathrin vesicle coat; plasma membrane. Gene Ontology annotation, molecular function: phospholipid binding; clathrin binding. The transcript is spliced from 12 exons. Gene Ontology annotation, biological process: endocytosis. NCBI's taxonomy places the organism in Eukaryota, Metazoa, Chordata, Actinopteri, Cyprinodontiformes, Fundulidae.